AUGGCAUCAACAGAGGUCGCCGACGUAACGCCCAACCCGGGCAAGAGCUCCCUCCACGAGGUCGAACGAACCACCUCCUACGAGAAAGCCCAGGCAACCCGCCUCGAAAACGUCGAUAACGAACUCUCACAAUACAUCGGCGGCAACGUCACCGUCUCCCGCGAACGCAGCGAUGAACUCCGCAAGAAGAUCGACCGCCGCGUCCUCACCGUCAUGAUCGGCACCUACUUCCUCCAAGCCAUCGACAAGGGCACAAUGUCCUUCGCCUCCGUCAUGGGUCUCCAGAAGGACACCGGCCUCGUCGGCCAGCAGUUUUCCUGGCUGACGACGUGUAUUUACAUUGCGAUUCUCUUCGUCGAAUAUCCUCAGAACUGGAUCAUCGCCCGCGCCCCUAUCGCGAAGUAUCUCUCAUUUUCCAUCAUCGCCUGGGGUGCCACCUUGGCCUGCCAUGCCGCCUGCACGAACUUCACGGGCCUCGUCGUCGUCCGCACACUGCUCGGUAUCUUCGAAUCUGCCUGUCAACCCGCUUUCGUGAUUCUCUCUGGCAUGUGGUACCGUCGCGAGGAACAGGCCUCGCGCGUGACGUACUGGUACAUGAUGAACGGCGCUCAGCAAAUCGUCGGCGGUCUCCUCGCCUACUGCUUCACCCACAUCACCGGCGGACCUCUGAAGAGCUGGCAAUGGCUCUUCCUCAUCUACGGCGUCAUCUCCGUCAUCUUUGGUGUCUUCGUCCUCUUCUGGAUGCCCGACUCGCCCAUGCGCGCCAAAUGCUUCACCGAGCAGGAGAAGCGCGAGAUGGUCGAGCGCGUCCGCGACAACCAGACCGGUAUCCAGAACAAGACCUUCAAGCGGGAGCAGGCCAUCGAGGCCCUCCUGGAUCCCCAGGUCUGGGGAUACGCCCUGAUCGCGCUCUGCACCACCCUGCCCACCUCGGGCCUGGGCGCUUUCGCCAACAUCAUCAUCAAGAGCUUCGGUUUCUCCACGCUGGAAGUGCAGCUCCUCGCCAUGGUCCUCGGCUUCUACAUCAUCUUCGUCCUCCUCGGUUCCGUCUGGCUCGUCAAGAAGACCGGACAGAACCUCUACGUCAUGCUCGGCUUCUGCGUCCCCUCCGUCGUCGGCACCGUGCUCCUGAUGACUCUCCCCAAUCAGACCUUCUCCCAGCACGUCGGCCUGCUCAUCUGCUACUACAUCACCCUCUCCUUCUGGUCCGCGCAGACCCUCGCCCUCUCCCUCAUCUCCCGCAACAUCGCCGGCCAGACCAAGAAGCAGGUCGCCGUCGCCCUCAACUUCAUCAUCUGGGCCACCGGAAACGCCAUCGGGCCCCAGGUCUUCCUCGAGUGGAACGCCCCGCGGUACUUCAUCGCGUUCGCCACCCACCUGGGGUGCUACGCGCUGCUCAUCCUCAUCAUCGUCGGCCUGAGGAUCCACCUCGUCCGCCAGAACAAGAAGAGGGACGAGAUGGCCGCCGCCGGCGUCGCCGAGGCUUCUCCUGACUACACCGCCCACGCCUUUGAGGACAUGACGGAUAAGGAGAACCUUUCCUUCCGCUAUGUAUUCUAA
Molecule: messenger RNA, 1560 nt
Organism: Colletotrichum karsti
Lineage: Eukaryota; Fungi; Ascomycota; Sordariomycetes; Glomerellales; Glomerellaceae
Product: major facilitator superfamily transporter
Exons: 5
Coding region: 1-1560 (519 amino acids)
Biological process (GO): transmembrane transport
Cellular component (GO): membrane
Molecular function (GO): transmembrane transporter activity
Source: RefSeq, a predicted model, not a curated record